AUGCAUAAUGAAUUGCAAAAGAAAUUGGAUUGUGACGAGAAAAUUAAAGCAAUACGGGCUCAACUUCACCGUACAGGCGAGCGAAUUCGCCAUAAGAAAUGGAAGGUAAUUAGCUUAAUUACUGAGGUAGCUAGAUGUAUGUUUAAAAUCCAGCUAGUGUCAGGAUUUAAUGCAUGGAAGCUAAGUAAUAAGUUAUAUUUAGUCAUUUUAGUCAGUCCAUUACUCACUGGCCUCACUUUCUUUCUCUUUUACCCACUUCUAAUUAUUCAUGUACUCUAUGCAUAAACACAGUUUAACUGUAUUGAAUUAAAUUUACUUUCCAAUUUUACCAUUUAUUUUAUUUGUACGUCUUAUUUAAUGUUAUAUAAUAAAAAUAUGUUAUGGGUGAGAGAAAGAAGCCGUAAGUGAUUUCUGAUAAACUGUGUAAUUCUCCUUUCACGUUGCCCUUGGUACAGUGCAUUUCCAUGUGAAUAAAAGGAGAAUUUUACAUUACAACAAAAGUCACUUAAGGCUUUUAUUCCAUGCACCCCGUUUUUAAAUUUAUUAUCCUACAGAUUGAUGAGGUGACAGGUCAGAGUGAAUGUGAAGUAGUGGAAAACAAAAAGGCAAGACUCCCUCACACAACAAGUGAGCUUCAUUUGCUGUCAAGUGAGAAACUAAACCUUUCAAGGGCACAGGCUAUGCGAAGGAGAAGAAAAACCCUUGGAGGACUGAGGCCAGUUCAUUGUGGGAGGAAGAAAAUAUCAAACCAGCCUGACAAACCUAUCAUGGAUGGUAUGUGGACUACACUGAUAAACACUGCCCCCAAACAAUGCAUGAAAGAAUACAUUAGCAAAACAAAAACCUGUACAGAUUUUAUAAUACCACAAAUUGUACAGACCAACAUCCAUGAGUACGAGAACAGUUUGCGAAAUAAAGUGAGAAGCAUGCGUGUUCUGUAUGAAGGUGGGCUUCUAAGCAGAAAAAAGUACACCAGUAUUCGGAACACCAUAGAUGUAGUCAAGGAAAGUGGAAAAAAUUGUAAAAACAAGAAAACUGAAUUUAUGAAAAAUUGUGAAAUUCCCAAGAUUGUGUCUUACAAGACCUUGACAAGUGUUAGUCAAAGCAUUGACGCUGGUGAGAUGAUUCAUUUGGAGACAUUUGCUGCCAGAUUUAAUGUUGAGGCAUUUGCUGGAGUGUACAGGCCUCUGAAGCCAUUUCUCUUACAGCUUGCUGACCUAUAUCUGUUUCUUGAU
Molecule: messenger RNA, 1235 nt
Organism: Porites evermanni
Lineage: Eukaryota; Metazoa; Cnidaria; Anthozoa; Scleractinia; Poritidae
Source: the annotation of a GenBank genome assembly